AUGUCGUUCAACUUCGCGUGUUAUUUUCCUGCCGAAAACCCUAUUUUUCUUAGUAUUAACAUCGAUGCGGAGCAGCGAGUAGACCAACUAACGAAGGCGAUUCAAGCAGAGCUCCGAUUGUAUGGUCAAGAGGUCAGCCUUAGGGACAUCCUCCUUUUUAAGACGGAUGUUCUCCUGGAUCCCAAAGAAAGCCUGCAAUCGCGUUCUCUUCUUGGACCCCAUCCACCAUCCGAUGACAUGCUAGAUAUCAUCAUUGCCGAUACAGAGGUUCUGGAGUUGCGCGACGGCCUGGGUGACCCAUAUGACCGCUAUAAGAGGAAGAUCAAGAAAGCUCUCGACAAGUGUCUAAAUGAUCUGCCCCCUGGUUAUUCUCCGUCUGAAAUAGUCAAAUCUCCCAAGAUCCAAGCCCAACUAUUGGGUGGUAAAGAGCAUCUCAUCCACCUGGGUCGGCCUGGUGGAGCCCCUGCCACGAUUUUUAACCCCGCCCUCGCCGGCCUGCAAAAGCGUCUUGACGAUCUUGAAAAAGUCGAAGUUACCCGUCAAGAAAUCGAGCGUGCUGCCGAUUACAUCCAAGAGACGGUCAAGUUUCACGAUGAUGAGGCCCAGCUUCAGAGGGUGAUUCAAGACAUACUCGAUCAAGCAAUUGGAGGGAACGGCGAUUGGGGACGUACUCUUGAUUGGGCAGAUAAUAUCAAACCUGACCGUCCUUGGUGGUAUCAAGCAUUUCUCAUUCUGGUUUUGGAGCUCAAGAACACGUUGGGCCUGUCUGGGGACGCCCUUCUUCAAGCCGUCAUUGAUUACAGCAAAGUAGUUUCGCGAGAGAAGUACAUGGAUUUCCGGGGGCUAUGUAAUUUCCCUAUUGUCCUCAUCGGUGCUACUGCAAAUCGCCUUGAGAUAUCCGUCGCCGUUUGCGUAGGACCGAUCUAUGUGACCAAGUUGCUCACGCUUGACCUCUCGUUGGGGUUUCAUGCUUCCGAUAACAUCAUCCGCCUGGCCCGUGUCUUCAAUGUCUUGUCAUCCUGUCGGACAGAUCUCCAAGAUUACUACAACAAGCUCGACAAAUCAAAGACUCCCAAACUCUCUGCUCUAUAUCCCAGCCCAACACUUGCCGAUCCAUCCAAAGUAUUGCCCCAACUUACCUACCGGCAAUUUCUGACCCGAGCUGGUCAACCCACUUCUAGUCUGGUGGACUUGGGGAACACGACCUCUGCCUUGUACAUUGCCACCCUCGGCGACACCGACCAGGAGGUUAUUGUCAAAUUCACAGCACGCUAUAACAAGGCGGCGCAUUGCUUGCUUGCCGACGCUCAGCUUGCUCCGAAGCUCCACUUCUGUGAGCGUGUUAUCGGUGAUCUAUUCAUGGUUGUUAUGGAUCGUGUGGAUGGAAAGUCUGUUUGGCAGCUUCGGCAGGACAAAGAACCAGUUCCUGCCACCGUCUGGAACAAGGUCACAGAGGCAGUACAAAUUCUUCACGGAAAUGAUAUUGUCUUUGGGGACUUGCGGCACCCAAACAUUCUCUACAUUGCAUCCAAGGACCAUGUAGUUCUUGUGGAUUUCGAUUGGGCUGGGAAGGAUGGGGAGAGCAGAUAUCCGGCCAGCCUCAACCUGGCGAACAUCUGGUCAGAUGAGGUUUUGCCUAAUGGCAUUAUGCGCAAAUCCCAUGAUUUAUGGCAACUGGAGCGGUUGGAAGGUAAAUCUGGUUCUUAG
This is a messenger RNA of Cyclocybe aegerita, 1707 nucleotides long. Lineage: Eukaryota; Fungi; Basidiomycota; Agaricomycetes; Agaricales; Hemipholiotaceae. The record is from the annotation of a GenBank genome assembly.